AUGCCCUACCGUAAUGCGUGCCUCUGCCCCGUGCUCAGGCCAGGCACCCACGCGUGCGCGCCAUUCCGUCUGGAGGGCGAGCGGGCGGCGCAGGGCGGGAGUCCCCUGUAUGUGCCGCAGCCGUUCCUGGGGGACUUCAUCGUGUCACGGAAUGGGCUGGACGAGCUCACCCCGCCCUCUCAAGCCAACGAUACUACUGCCAUGCCUCUCCUCAGCAACACAGUGAGCACUCUAGCAGACGCGCCUCAGCGUCUCAUACAGCAGCCGCAGCAGCAGCAACAGCAGCAGCAGGAGCAAGAGCAGGGGGGGCGCGUGGUGAGAGGAGGGCAGCAGGGCGGGGAGGUGCGGAGGGCGGUGAUAGAGGGGCCGGGGAUGAAGGCGGUGUGGAAGGCCAUUAAGCCGCCCAAGACCAAGGGGCUGCGCACUAAAGGCCUCUUCCCCACGGCGGACAGUGUGCGGGGGCGGGUGUUCCAGAGCUGUGCGGUGGUGGGCGAGUCAGCAGCGCUGCUGGCUUUGCCCUGUGGGGCGCACAUCGACCGCCAUGAAGCCAUUUUCCGCGUUGGCGCUGCUGCUGCCCGCCCCUGGAGCGGCUUCGUGGGGUCACGGACGAGCAUCAGGGUGGUGCGGCCAGAGGAGCAGGAGGGCGCGCGCGAGGUGAAGCGCGAGAUGGUGCUGGUGGCGGUGCAGUCAGAGAGGGGCAUGCGCCAGUACCUCUCCUACCGCCGCCGCAACACGACAAGCAAGCACGAGCGGCACCACUGCCUGUCGCCCGCCUUCCUCACAUACGUGCGCGCUCAGGCCCACCACUUGGACCGCCUCAUGGGUCACAGCAAUGCCGCUGCUGCUGCCGCCGCUGCUGCAGGGGGAGGGGGAGGGGGAAAGAGGGGCAGAGAUGAGACGGGCAGGGUGGAAGGCAGCAGUGCAGGGGGGAUGGGGGGAGGGGGAGGAGGAGGAGGUGGGGGGGAGAAGGAGGAGGAUGGGCUACCAGAGGUGUCGGAGGGGUUUACGGCUCUGAUGCUGGCGCUCAACACGUGCAGACGGGUGACUCUGUACGGGUGGCCGUUGAGCGAGCAGCAGACGGCAGCGCAGCGGGGGGGCGACACGCUGCUGCUGCCGCAGUCGUACGCCACGCGCUGCCUGGUCACGGACCACCACGCGCCCCAGGACCGCCGCCGCCUGCUCGCCCUGCUGCACACCGGUGUCGCCACUCUCGGCAUGCCCUGCGCCCUCGAGUGUCUGCAGGGUCUCCCCUCCUGCCCACAGUGCAUCGGUGAUAACCUCAGCACCUCUCAUGUUGCAGACGGGUUGCAGCGUUGGCGCAUGCUACCCCUGCCACCCACCGGCUGUUCCUCCUCCCUCUCCUCCUCCUCCUCCUCCUCCUCCGCCUCCUCCUCACUUUCCAGUCAACAAGUCUCACAGCAGCGGCCCAUCAACUCCCAGUCCGUAGCAGCACAUACCCGUGCACCCCCCACCACAUCCAUACAGCACCCCAACAGCGCGGGCAGUCCUGCAGAAGGGUCUGCUACUGAUGGUGGUGAUUCUGACUCGCCACUUGACCGGCCAACCACAACGGAGGUUGGAGUAGCAGCCAUGCAGCUGCCCUCGUGGAUGGACACAGGGUUACCCCAUGACGUAUCAUAG
Molecule: messenger RNA, 1641 nt
Organism: Closterium sp. Yama58-4
Lineage: Eukaryota; Viridiplantae; Streptophyta; Zygnematophyceae; Desmidiales; Closteriaceae
Source: the annotation of a GenBank genome assembly